AUGCUAUCUACAAUGGUUAAGAUUGUUAUAACAGGAUGUGUUGCUUAUAAGCUUUACAGAAGAGCUGAAGAAGCAAUGAAGAAUGAUGAGGAGUAUCUUAUGAAAAUAACAGGCCAUGCCGACGAGCUGGCUGCCCGAAUGAUUGACGAAGCCAGAAAACACGCCAGGGCAAAAGAGUACGAGCUGUCUGCAGAGUAUUUCUACUAUGCAUAUAAAUGUCUCGGAUCCAGCUGGGACCACAUCAUUGCUCAGGCUGACUCCCAAGAAGUAUGCCGACUCUUGCAUAUCAAGAAGUCCCAAGAACAAUGA
Molecule: messenger RNA, 309 nt
Organism: Encephalitozoon intestinalis ATCC 50506
Lineage: Eukaryota; Fungi; Microsporidia; Unikaryonidae
Exons: 1
Coding region: 1-309 (102 amino acids)
Source: RefSeq, a predicted model, not a curated record